This is a messenger RNA of Ceratotherium simum simum (southern white rhinoceros), 3073 nucleotides long. RefSeq names its product calpain 1 (gene CAPN1). The record is from RefSeq and is a predicted model, not a curated record. Gene Ontology annotation, molecular function: calcium-dependent cysteine-type endopeptidase activity; calcium ion binding. Gene Ontology annotation, cellular component: cytoplasm. Lineage: Eukaryota; Metazoa; Chordata; Mammalia; Perissodactyla; Rhinocerotidae. Gene Ontology annotation, biological process: proteolysis.
GAGGAGGAGGAGGACGGAAGGAGGGAGGGGGGAGGGAGGGAGGAGGGCGGAGGGGCCCGAGGAGGGCGGGGAGGAGCGCUCUUCCUGGUUGGGCCCUGCCCUGAGCUGCCACCAAGGAAGCCAGCCGCAGGGACAGCAGCGACCCUCCCAGACACUCCUCCCCCAGGAUGGCUGAGGAGAUCAUCACUCCGGUAUACUGCACUGGGGUGUCUGCACAAGUGCAGAAGCUUCGGGCCAAGGAGCUGGGCCUGGGCAGCCAUGAAAACGCCAUCAAGUACCUGGGCCAGAAUUAUGAGCAGCUGCAAACUCAAUGCCUGCAGAAGGGGGUCCUCUUUCGUGAUGAGGCCUUCCCCCCAGUGCCCCAGAGCUUGGGCUAUAAGGACCUGGGCCCCAACUCCUCCAAAACCUAUGGCAUCAAGUGGAAGCGUCCCACGGAGCUGUUCUCAAACCCCCAGUUCAUCGUGGAUGGAGCCACCCGCACAGACAUCUGCCAGGGAGCCCUGGGGGACUGCUGGCUCCUGGCUGCCAUCGCCUCCCUCACCCUCAAUGACACCCUCCUGCACCGGGUGGUUCCUCACGGCCAAAGCUUCCAGAAUGGCUAUGCCGGCAUCUUCCAUUUCCAGCUGUGGCAGUUUGGGGAGUGGGUGGAUGUGGUCGUGGAUGACCUGCUGCCCACCAAGGACGGGAAGCUGCUGUUCGUGCACUCUGCCCAAGGCAACGAGUUCUGGAGCGCCCUGCUCGAGAAGGCCUAUGCCAAGGUGAACGGCAGCUAUGAGGCCCUGUCGGGGGGCAGCACCUCAGAGGGCUUUGAGGACUUCACAGGCGGGGUCACCGAGUGGUACGAGCUGCGCAAGGCGCCCAGCGACCUCUACCAAAUCAUCCUCAAGGCGCUGGAGCGAGGCUCCCUGCUGGGCUGCUCCAUUGACAUCUCCAGCGUUCUGGACAUGGAGGCGGUUACCUUCAAAAAGCUGGUGAAGGGCCACGCCUACUCUGUGACUGGGGCCAAGCAGGUGAACUACCGGGGCCAGAUGGUGAACCUGAUCCGGAUGCGGAACCCCUGGGGUGAGGUGGAGUGGACGGGAGCCUGGAGUGACAGCUCCUCGGAGUGGAACAAUGUAGACCCUUAUGAACGGGAGCAGCUCCGGGUCAAGAUGGAGGACGGGGAGUUCUGGAUGUCAUUCCGAGACUUCUUGCGUGAGUUCACCCGCCUGGAGAUCUGCAACCUGACGCCUGACGCGCUCCAGAGCAGGAGGUUCCGAAAAUGGAACACCAUGCUCUAUGAGGGCACCUGGCGGCGGGGGAGCACCGCAGGGGGCUGCCGGAACUACCCAGCCACUUUCUGGGUGAACCCUCAGUUCAAGAUCCGGCUGGAGGAGACGGAUGACACGGAUGAUGACUAUGGGGGUCGCGAAUCAGGCUGCAGCUUCGUGCUCGCCCUCAUGCAGAAGAACCGCCGCCGCGAGCGCCGCUAUGGCCGCGAUAUGGAGACCAUUGGCUUCGCCGUCUAUGAGGUCCCUCGGGAGCUGGUGGGCCAGCCGGCCGUGCACCUGAAGCGUGAAUUCUUCCUGGCCAACUCGUCCCGGGCCCGGUCGGAGCAGUUCAUCAACCUGCGGGAGGUCAGCACGCGCUUCCGCCUGCCGCCCGGGGAGUACGUGGUGGUGCCCUCCACCUUCGAGCCCAACAAGGAGGGCGACUUCGUGCUGCGCUUCUUCUCAGAGAAGAAAGCCGGGACCCAGGAGCUGGACGACCAGAUCCAGGCCAAUCUCCCUGACGAGCAAGUGCUCUCAGAAGAGAAGAUAGACGAGAGCUUCAAGAGCCUCUUCAGACAACUGGCAGGGGCGGACAUGGAGAUCAGCGUCAAGGAGCUGCGGACCAUUCUCAACAGGAUCAUCAGCAAACACAAAGACCUGCGGACCAAGGGCUUCAGCCUGGAGUCGUGCCGCAGCAUGGUGAACCUCAUGGACCGGGACGGCAACGGGAAGCUGGGCCUGGUGGAGUUCAACAUCCUGUGGAACCGCAUCCGGAACUACCUGGCCAUCUUCCGGAAGUUUGACUUGGACAAGUCAGGCAGCAUGAGCGCCUAUGAGAUGCGGAUGGCCAUCGAGUCUGCAGGCUUCAAGCUCAACAAGAAACUGUAUGAGCUCAUUAUCACCCGCUACUCGGAGCCCGACCUGGCCGUGGACUUCGACAACUUCGUGUGCUGCCUGGUGCGGCUGGAGACCAUGUUCCGGUUUUUCAAAACUCUGGACACAGAUCUGGAUGGAGUCGUGACCUUUGACUUGUUUAAGUGGUUACAGCUGACCAUGUUUGCAUGAGGCGGAGGCUCGGGCCCCCUUGCCGUGCCCCUCUCCCUUUCUCAUCUGCCAAGCCAUGCCUUCCCGCCACGCCACGCCAGACCACACCAGCUGCAAGUGCCUUUCUCGGAGCAGGAAGCGGCCUCAUCCUCUUGUCCCCUCACCUCCCAGCCACCACGGUUCAUCUGCUCUGGGCAGAGCUGUGUGGCCCUCCCUGCCUCCACCAGCCAUGGGCUCAGGACGGACUCCUCCGUUCCCUCCCGUGCCAUCGCUAAGCCAGGAAGGCAGCUUCUGCUUGUUCCUGCCUCAGGGUGGGGCUCCAGGCGGAGCUGACAGCCCCAGGCCGCUUGGCAUCCUGAUGUGUCCCCUCCCCCCACUCCCAAGGCCACCCACCCAGCCCACCCCGCUGGCCUCACCUGCGGACUUGAAACAUAACCACUAGGUCUGCACAGUCUGAGUCUAGAUGUGCGGGGCCCCUUCCCAGCUGAGGCUUCCUCUCCAGGGCUGGGAACACCUGUUCCUUCCUGUGCAGAAGCCAGUGCCCCCCUCUGCCUGCCAACCUGCCCUGCCUGCCGACCAGGAGCGACUGGCCUGGAGGAUGGUCCGAUGUUCAUGCCCUCCCUCCCUCCUUUUUUAUAUUGGUGAUUUUAAAGGGGACUCUUCAGGGACUGAUGUACCAGUUAUCGGGGUGCCAGAGGCCCCUGGGCGUGGGGUUGGGGGAGAGGUCUCAUGUUUCCAUGCAGAGAAACUCCAAAUAAUAAAGGAAAAGGCUCCACAUC